This is a messenger RNA of Nannizzia gypsea CBS 118893, 1242 nucleotides long. RefSeq lists its product as hypothetical. The record is from RefSeq and is a predicted model, not a curated record. NCBI's taxonomy places the organism in Eukaryota, Fungi, Ascomycota, Eurotiomycetes, Onygenales, Arthrodermataceae. The coding region runs from base 1 to 1242 and encodes 413 amino acids. The transcript has 2 exons. Gene Ontology annotation, molecular function: GTP binding.
AUGAAGGAACGCCAGAAGGUCUUUAUCGCAGUGAUGGGGGUGACUGGCUCAGGGAAGAGCACCUUUAUACAGACAGCUACCGAUUCUGAUGAAGUCCAUAUUGGCCAUACGUUCAAGUCUUGCACUGCAGCUGUCUCUGCUCAUACGCUGUCUAUGGAUGAGUACGAUGUUACGUUGAUCGACACCCCUGGGUUCAACGACACAUUUCGCAGUGAGACGGAAGUUCUAAAGGAGAUUGCCAACUGGCUUGAUUAUACAUACCGCAAUCCUCCGCAUGUUAUGCUCACAGGCAUAAUCUACAUGCAGUCAAUCACUGACCGCCGCAUGUAUGGCUCUACUCUGCGGAAUUUGAAGAUGUUCCGACAGCUUUGUGGUGAAAGCCCUCUACGCAAUGUCGUUUUCACCACCACCGGCUGGGGUACUGCAGAAAAGUCAGGAGAGCUUUCCAAGGCUCUUGAAAACCAGGAGUCCCUCCGUUCAGACCCUGACUUUUGGGAGCCAAUGAUCAGAAGAGGAUCAACUAUGGCUAAGUUUGAAGACACAAGAUCUUCUGCUCUGGCUAUCAUCAUGAGCAUUGUUGAGCGCAACCCCAUACUCCUCAAAAUCCAGGAAGAAUUGGUAGACGAGAAUAAGAACCUCAUUGACACUGCUGCUGGCCAUACGGUUAACGAAGAAAUGAAGAGACUCGAGGAGAAAUACACGCAGGACAUUGCCAAAGUUCAAAAGGACAUGGAAGAAGCACUUGCUGCUCGUGACACUGAAUACCAUGCGGCCCUCCAAGAGGCAAAAGAGAACUAUGAACGUCUUCGAGAUGAAGCCCAACGGGCCCGGGACUCUCUACAAUAUGAACGACGUAAUGAAAAACGACGUCUCACAAAUGAGAUUGAGGGGAUGAAACGACAACUUGAACGGGAUAAGAAAAAGCACGAGGAGUAUUUGGAGCUUAAGUUCAAAGCCCAACAGAUUAACGAUGAUAUGAAAUAUGAAGAGAUUGUGAACAAGCUCCGCGCAAACGGCCAUCUUCUCCGAGACGAGGAACGGCAAGUCUUGGAGAUGAAGAUCCAAGAACUUGAGGCGGCAUCCGCCUAUGGGGGAGCUUCUGUUAAUGGCAAAAAGAAAAAAGGUAAGGGAACCAAACUCCUGGUGGGACUAGCACAGGUCUUGGGAAGUGUCACCAUGGGGCUACUAGGGUUCCCCAUGUUGUUUGGAGAUCCGAUUGGGACCCUUGCUUCGAUAUUCUAA